AAAAGUGGUGAUUAUUUUGGUCGUCGAAUGGUGAUUCUAAUCGCGAGUGCCACAUUCACGAUUGGUGCAGUGAUGUGUGGUGCUGCGCCUGAUCGGUGGACGUUGUUUGGCGGUAGAAUUCUGCUCGGAAUUGCAAUCGGUACCGAUUAUUUCAUUUAUGUUGAAUCAUAA
Molecule: messenger RNA, 171 nt
Organism: Anisakis simplex (herring worm)
Lineage: Eukaryota; Metazoa; Nematoda; Chromadorea; Rhabditida; Anisakidae
Source: the annotation of a GenBank genome assembly